Molecule: messenger RNA, 1320 nt
Organism: Symbiodinium pilosum
Lineage: Eukaryota; Dinophyceae; Suessiales; Symbiodiniaceae
Source: the annotation of a GenBank genome assembly
AUGGAUGAGAAGGAGCGAGAAGCUCUGGCGACUAUUGUUCGGGAGCAGGACGAACUUGCGCAGCAAAAAGCGGACUCAGAACGAGCUUUGCAGCAGCAAGAGCGCACCCUGAAGGAAAAGGAGGAGGCUUUCAAGGAUGAAUUGGAGGGCCUACGGCAAGAAGCCAGCCAAGCCGAGAGCAAGCUCAGAAGGAAAACUGAAGAAGACAUCGCACGCAAAGAGCAAGCCCAUCAGGCCGCUCUUCGUGCCGAAAGGGAGAAGCUGUCCCAAGAACAAUACAAGCUUCGGACACGUUACAUGGGCGAACAGCUUGUCCUUGAAGCUCGGAAGCUCAAGGAUGAGCUGCUGCGGCAUAAGCGUGUGAGGCCCUUGCGUGCCGAAGCGGUGAAGGUGCUUUGGCGGACGCAGGAUGACUUGAACCGGAUAAUGACCGGCAAGCAGCUGAUGCUGCGCAGAUCCAACGGGGCCGCGCUGCAGUCUGAGAAUGUAUGUGCGUUUGCCAUCGGCAGCGUGCGCGAGUGGGUGUUCCGGUCGCGAGAGUGGAUAGAGGCGAGCUCCUUCGCACCAGAUGGCAAGAGCAUUGAGACAGCAUCAAGUCUUGCCCAACGAUCUGAACCACAACUGAAAGCCCAGCUGACCGAAGCGAUGGAGACGAUUUCAUCCUUCAAAGCUCGAGCAAAGGCUCUUGCGAGCAGGAUGUUGCCAGAGGGCCAGGGAGCAAGCACCCCCAGGUCUGAGCCACAAACGUGGAAGGUUGCGGAGGGGUUGAGUAUCGAAAACGAGCAGGCUCAGGGCGUCCGGCAAGCAGUAGCAGCGCGGCUGCAGGAUGCGGAGGCCAAGCUUGACAAGUUGGCCGAGGAGGACCUGGGCGUCGAUUUCCUAAUGCGAUGGUCAGAGCAGAUCAGCGCAGUUGGCCUCAAAGGAAUGCAGACCCAACGCCAAUCAAAGGAGCUGUCGGAACGGAUCGAGGCAGCACUCAAGACUGAGGCCACGAAGUACCGAAAUCUGGCCCAGGCAGCGUAUGCAGAGGUCGCUGCUGACAGAGAGGCAGAUGAGACCCUUCACAGAGCUCGAGAGUCGCGCAAGCGAGAGGAGGCGAGGGAGGCAAAGCGCAAACAAGAAUUGGAAGAGAAGAUACGAAGAGAGCAGGAAAAAGCGCUGAAGGAAAAGGAGAAGCUGGUUCCUCUGAAGCUCCGGGUGACUGGACUCAGGCCUGGCACUAUUGAGGACAAGGUGAAGUUCGGACACCUUGCGGAGCAGAAGGUGGCGAAAGCGCUGGAUCUGAAGGAUUCUCAGGUUCGUGUGACAGGCAUCCGCUAG